UCAAUACAAUGAAUUAAGUUCGUUAAUAAAAUUCAAUAGUUACCUACCCAAACCUUACGUAGAUUUUGAAACGUCAAGUUGUAAAAAAAUUUCUAGUGAUUAAAACCACUUUUUCAUUACGUCAUUGUCAACUGAGCACAAUAGAACACAGAUAUUUUUAAUUUUGCAGAAAAAUGAAGUGGUUUGAAGGUAGUAUUAAUGAGGCAGUGGCAACAUCAAAAUCUAGAAAAGCAAUUUUUGUUGUAUUCAUUGAAGGAAAAGAUGACACUUCUGCACGGGUUGCAGAAGCAAUCAAUGCUACAGAAGUUUCUUGUCGUUUGGAACAGGAAGAUUUUGUAGCAAUAAGAUUGGAAAGUGGAUCUGAGACUUACAGAUUUUUUGCUCAGAUUUAUCAAUUGGUACCUGUACCAUCCCUGUUUUUCAUUGGCGAUAAUGGUACACCGUUGGAAAUUAUUGCUGGCAGCACAACAGCAGCUGAUUUAGCUACUAAGAUUGAUUUAGUUUUAACAAAAGCAGGAAAAAAUAAAAAUGCCUCCCUUGAUAUGAUAGAUGCAGAACAAAAAGCUACUGCUGCCAGCAAUGCUAAUAAUGUUAAUAUAAAAAUUGAUAUAGAUAAAAAAAAUGAUAGCAUAACAAAAUCAAGUGUAGAAGUACCAUUAACUCAAGCUACAUCAGAAGAUAAAAGUAAUAAUAUAAUUAAGAAUGACAUUAAACAAGAACCAUCCACAAGCUUGAAAACUAAUGAGUCACCAGAGCCAGUCAAUGAUACAAAUGAGACAUCGAUCAAAGAAUUAACACCAGAAGAAAAAAUUAAAAGAGCACAGCAGCUAAUAGAGUUACAAAGAAAACAACGUAUAGAAGAGGAAGAACGAAAAAAUAGAGAAAGAGAAAUAGAACGGCGCAAAAUCGGUCGCGAUAUGCAAAAAAUGCGGCAAAAGCAGCAAGAUCUAGAGGUGAAACAAGCUUAUGAAGAGAGAAUGAAAGAGAAAGCUGCUGAUGCAGCAGCUCGGGAGAAAGUUUUGCAACAAAUUGCUCAAGAUAAAUUAGAAAGGAAACAAAAACAAUUAGCAAUGCAACAGCAACAUGGACAGCAAGAAUGUAAUUCAGAAUCAUCUGAAUCACCGAUAUCCACCGCAACUGUCAGUAGAAUACAAUUCCGAUUGCCAUCUGGCAAUCCUUACAUUGCGCAGUUUGAACCAUCAAGUACUUUGCGCGAUUUACGUACUUACGUUGUUCAGAACAUUAAUUUACCAUUUCGUCAAUUUGCGAUGUCAACCUCUUUUCCAAGACGGGAAUUAAUGCAUGAAGAUGAUGAUAAAACUCUCUUAGAAUUGGAAUUAGUUCCUACAGCAGUCAUUCUAAUCCUGCCUUUGAAAAGUUCGAACGUCACAACAACUGUAACAUCUACGCAAGAUGUUAGUAUCUUGCCACGGUUCGUUUGGUCUACUUUUGCACUUUUCACAGCUGUGUACUACUACCUAAUAGGAUAUAUCACCGGACGCAGAAACAUCCCGAAACAACCAAGUAAUUCUGUUGAAAAGAACGAUACAGAGAACAUUGCAGAAAAUGCAGUUACAGCGAAUCUUCAGAAUGUUGCUAGUUCAUCAAGAAGAUAUUUGGGUAAUCAAGGAAAUACAACCAUCAAAACCGAGGGGAAUGUACAUAGACUACAUUCAAGUGGAGAUGACAAUGAUGAGAAUAAUACAUGGAAUGGUAAUUCAACGCAACAAAUGUAGAUUAUUAUAAAUCAAAGUUCUAACGGGAUUUAGUUUAAUCAAAAUUUUCAUUAAUCAGAACUUUAGAUACAGAAAUGACAAAUUAAAAAUAUCUCCACUUAAAAAUAUAUUUUGUUAAACUUUUAUAUCUUUCUGUUCUAUCGCACUGCAAUCGUCACGAUCAAAAUUACUACUAAAUUAAAUUAUGAUGACACGUCGAAUCACGACUUAUUUUAUUCAAAAAAAGAAAUUUAUUUAUGUCGUAUACUUAUUGAAGAGAAAUAUCUGAUUCUUCACGAUCCAGUAUCAUUUUAAAUGUUAAAUCGUUAAAAUGAUAACUUUAAUUUGUUACAAAUAAUGUAAGGACCAAACGCAGUUAUUUAAUUGCGAUACGACAGAUAAGUUUACAUUCUGAAAAGGACAUGAAAUAUACAUCCUUAUAUUUGUAGUACGAGUAUUAAAUUUAUUGUGGGUUUUAAGUUAUAUUAUAUGUUUUGAGAUUUCUUUGAAAUACAAAUUAUUUUGUUAUAUCACAUUAAUCAAAGUUAUAAUAUAUUUUCGGGUAACAAGAAUUAUAUUAAGGAUAGCAAUCACAUUACAUUUUAUUUUACAAUAAAGAGCAAAAUGUAUCGAUUAUAUAGAAAGCUUUUAUUCUGUUAUUAUAUAAAUAAUAAAAAAAUAUAUAAAAAAUUUA
Messenger RNA from Frieseomelitta varia, 2409 nucleotides. RefSeq names its product UBX domain-containing protein 4. The record is from RefSeq and is a predicted model, not a curated record. Bases 174 to 1736 code for a protein of 520 amino acids. Gene Ontology annotation, molecular function: protein binding. The transcript is spliced from 7 exons. NCBI's taxonomy places the organism in Eukaryota, Metazoa, Arthropoda, Insecta, Hymenoptera, Apidae.